This is a messenger RNA of Plasmopara halstedii, 795 nucleotides long. RefSeq names its product Ankyrin. The transcript is spliced from 4 exons. The record is from RefSeq and is a predicted model, not a curated record. Gene Ontology annotation, molecular function: protein binding. NCBI's taxonomy places the organism in Eukaryota, Oomycota, Peronosporomycetes, Peronosporales, Peronosporaceae. Bases 1 to 795 code for a protein of 264 amino acids.
AUGUCUUUGCGACUGAAAGAGCUGGGACUUUCCGUGGAUGAAAUUCGCUGCGGUAAAUUAGAGGCAAAAAUUCCACGCGAUACCAUUACGUGGACACCUUUGCAGUACGCAUGUGCUGUAGGAAAUGUUGAGCUUGCAUCGGAAAUUCUUGCUGAAAACCCAGAAGCUGUCAAUGAAUUGGACAACACAAACUACGCAUACUCACCGCUGCAUAUUGCUGUGCGAUACGACCAUGAGAACAUCGUCAAACUGCUGCUGAGCGCUACUUCUAAAAGCAAUGCCGUCGACAAUCAGGUAGGUUGUACUCCCUUACACUUGGCGGUUGUGCAAGGCAACCAAAAGAUGGUUAAGCUUUUAUUAAACGAUGCUAGCAUUCAGCAGCUUAAGUCCAAGAAUGGAACCACACCUAUUGAGAUAGCAGAAAAGCUCCAGCUAUCUGAAAUACAAACGCUCCUUAUUGAUCACGCGACUCGAGUUGCUGGUCAGAAGCAGCUUUCAAGUUGGUUAGCAAGUAUCGGAUUGGUGCAAUACGCACCAAAGUUGUUUGACGAAGGCUAUGAUGAUGCUCAUUUCUUGUUGUCAACGGGUGGACUAGAUGACGCGACAUUAAAUGCCAUGCACAUAAGAAAAGCAGGUCAUCGAGCUAAAUUACAAAAUCUCUAUCAAUUGAAACAGUUCUUGAAUGCUGAGUCGGAAGAGGAAGCGAGUGAGAGUGAGGACAACGAAAGUCAAUCCAACGAAAAAGACUCAGAUGAAUACGAGUCGGAUGAGUCUGAUAUCUCUGACGAUGAGUGA